UAGUGAGUUUAUUUAACUAAAAAAUAUUUUAUCAAUUUCUGAACCGCUCCUUAAGGGUUUUAGCAUGAUAAGCACAGACAAAUUAGUUAGACUAACAUGUUAUGCUGUUUUAUCCGAAGUAUUAUAUAUGAUUUCCUCGAAAUUAUUCAAGAAAUUACAACGUCCGAAGAAGAACUCUUUAACACAGUCUCUUAAAGAACAAUAUGACAAAGAAAAUUCUACUGAUGAAUUUCACAAAGUUUUAUUUUUUCCGGAUUCUGGUAUUGUUUGCCGGAGAACUUCUUCUGGAAGAAUAUGUAGGGACAAAAACUGCGCUGCUGUCCACGAUGAAACCUCUUUGAGUGUAUUGAUUAAUUUGUUAAAUCUAUCUCAGAAAAGUAUAGAUGUAUGCGUAUAUUUUAUUACUUGUAGCUUGCUUGGAGAUACCUUAGUCGAAUGUCAUAAGAAAGGCAUAAAAGUAAGAGUCAUUACUGAAGAAAGAAAUAGUGGUGAAGAAGGAGAAAUAUGUGGGGCUCAAAUUGGAAAACUAAGAGCUUCAGGACAAUACAAAGACAACACAAUAGAUGGUGGUGCCAUCUAUGGACAGUUCGAGAGACUUUAGAACCAGGCCAGGAGCCG
Messenger RNA from Uloborus diversus, 618 nucleotides. RefSeq lists its product as uncharacterized. Gene Ontology annotation, cellular component: mitochondrion. Gene Ontology annotation, biological process: piRNA processing. Gene Ontology annotation, molecular function: RNA endonuclease activity producing 5'-phosphomonoesters, hydrolytic mechanism. The record is from RefSeq and is a predicted model, not a curated record. NCBI's taxonomy places the organism in Eukaryota, Metazoa, Arthropoda, Arachnida, Araneae, Uloboridae. Bases 65 to 601 code for a protein of 178 amino acids. The transcript is spliced from 2 exons.